UAUAUUAUUUUAUGUCAAAACAUACUUUUUUAUUUGUACACCGGCUCCUCUGGCAAGUUUGAUUACCCACAUUGUUGUUUUGUUUAGGUUGAAACAAUUUUUCAUCUAUGAAUAUCAACUAAGUAUCGUAAGUAAAUUGCCCCCGAUUGUUCAAUCAUUUUAUAAUAACCAGAGUCAUUAUUUUGAUAGUUGAUCAUUAUGAGUCAUACUCAAUAGAAUUUAAUCAAAUCCUAUUCUUUGUUGUUUUAUAUAGCUGUAUGAAAAUGUUUAAAGUCCCUCUCUUAUUCUUUUGUUUUUUCUUUCUUUUAAAGUUUGUAGUUCCUCAUGUUAUUCCAAAGAGGCUUGAGGCUCCACUGGAGAAUUUGCAGCUUCUCAACUUAGGUCUAUGCUUUGCCGAUGAAGCUCAAAUUUCAGCAGUUAUUUGCUUGCUGCAAAGUGCUCCCCGGUUGCAUACACUUAAAAUUGAGGAAGAACUCGCAAAUGUAGAGCAAAGUGAUAUGGACGCAGUUAGAGAGUAUUUGUCAACACCAAAUUGUGUAGAAGAAGAUCUCAUAGCACUUAGAAAGAUAAAGUUGGAUGGUUUUGUGAACACCACAAAUGAACGUUUUUUCAUGAAACUUAUGCUAGCUCAUUGUCCUUCACUUGUAGAGGUGACACUUACGCCUGCAAAUUCAAUUGAAGAACCUGAAAUAUCGCUAUUCUACUUAGAAGUGCUUCAGUUCCCUCAAGCUUCACCAAAUGUCGAUAUACUGCUUGAAUAGCUAAUAUUUCUAUUUUAGCAGCUACAUCAUCAUUUUAUUAAUUCUUCUGACUGAUGAAUAUUUGGUUUUGGGCAAUGGCCCUAUUUUUUGUGAUAUUUGUAAAUCGGGACAAGUAUAUUGUUCUAAACACUCCGGUUUAUCUUUAAUUUUGAUUGUCAGGAUACCGUUGACAGCUUUAUGAAUCAAG
This is a messenger RNA of Lycium barbarum (goji berry), 948 nucleotides long. RefSeq lists its product as uncharacterized. Bases 258 to 761 code for a protein of 167 amino acids. The transcript has 2 exons. The record is from RefSeq and is a predicted model, not a curated record. Lineage: Eukaryota; Viridiplantae; Streptophyta; Magnoliopsida; Solanales; Solanaceae.